AUGCCUCUGCUUGACCACAAGACGCCUCGCGAAACCACGUCGCAGCCGUCUGUAGAAUUGUCAGAAAUUCCGAAAGAUGGCACGAAACUUACACCAGGAAAUGAGAAUUCCUCUGAAAAAAAUGAUACACCAGAGUCCCUCGAAUCGGUGGCCGGGGAGAAGAAUGACGCAAAUUAUCCCAAAGGCGUGAGAAUGUUUCUUAUAUUGUUCUCUUUGUGUCUUGCUGUCUUUUUAAUGGCACUAGACAAUUCAGUCAUAACCACCGCUAUUCCGAGGAUAACAGACGAAUUUGACAGCGUUUUAGACGUUGGUUGGUACGGAAGUGCUUAUUUGCUAACGACUGCCUCCUUACAACUUCUGUUCGGCAAGAUUUACACAUUCUGGAGCAUAAAAUGGGUUUUCUUAUCAGCAAUAGGAAUAUUUGAGCUCGGUAGCCUAAUCUGCGCUGUCGCACCGUCAUCUGCUACUUUUAUCGCCGGACGAGCUAUUGCUGGAUGUGGUUCUUCUGGUAUAUUCUCUGGCGCGUUACUCGUCAUCACUCAUACUUCGCCACUGGAAAAGCGACCAACGUACAUCGGCCUGGCGGGCGGUAUGUAUGGUAUUGCCUCAGUAGCUGGUCCUAUCAUAGGAGGUGUCCUUACUGACAACGUGUCGUGGCGAUGGUGCUUCUAUAUCAACCUACCAAUUGGCGGCCUCACAGUUUUGGUCAUCUUCCUGAUACUCAAAGAUCCACAGCGAAAUGUACCAAAGCUUCAGACUUGGAUCGAUCGUCUGAGGGCUUUAGAUCCCAUUGGUACUCUGUUCUUUCUGCCAGCAGUGGUGUGCUUGUUGCUGGCUUUGCAAUGGGGGGGCACGGAGUACAGUUGGAGCAAUAGCCGAAUUAUAGCUCUGUUGGUGGUUUUUGGUGUCCUCACUAUAGCGUUUCUACUCAUGCAAGCCCGUCUGAAAGAAGCUGCAACGGUACCCCCGCGUAUCUUCGCCAACCGCUCCGUCUGGGCUGGCUGUCUCUACGGAUUCUGUACUGGAGGAGCGUUUUUCGUGAUUAUAUACUAUGUGCCCAUCUGGUUUCAGGCGAUUCAAGGGGUGUCAGCCAUUGAAUCCGGUAUUCGAAACCUACCAAUGAUGAUCUCGACCAUCAUAAUGGCUAUAGUCGUUGGCGGCCUGGUGACAGCUCUGGGAUACUACACGCCAUUCAUGAUCGCAGCAGCGAUUCUCUCUUCCGUCGGAGCUGGCCUCCUCUCUACUUUCGAUGUCCACACUCCUAGCUCAAAAUGGAUCGGUUAUCAGAUUCUCUUCGGUAUCGGAUACGGCUUGGGUUCAAGACAGCCUCUGGUGGCCGUCCAGGCAGCCCUGCAGACCAAGGAUAUACCUAUUGGUACAUCAGUUGUUAUGUUCCUUCAAACACUUGGCGGAACGGUUUUCGUCAGUGUCGGAAACUCAAUCUUUGCAAAUUCACUUGUCAGUUCUCUUGAGCAGAAUGUGCCAUCCGUGAACCCAGCUACUAUCACUACAGCCGGGGCAAGUGACAUCAAGAGUAUCGUAUCCGCUGAGGCUCUUCCGCAAGUUCUCGCAGCAUAUAAUCAUGCUUUGGACCAAGCAUUCUUGGUAGCUGCUUCAAUGGCCGCACUUUCUGUCUUUGGAAGUGUUUUGACACCAUGGAUGAGUGUUAAGAAGAAUUACACUAAGGUGGACGAACCAAUGGAGGAAGCUCAUCAUAAAUGA
This is a messenger RNA of Talaromyces stipitatus ATCC 10500, 1722 nucleotides long. RefSeq names its product efflux pump antibiotic resistance protein, putative. Lineage: Eukaryota; Fungi; Ascomycota; Eurotiomycetes; Eurotiales; Trichocomaceae. The transcript is spliced from 4 exons. Gene Ontology annotation, molecular function: transmembrane transporter activity. The record is from RefSeq and is a predicted model, not a curated record. Bases 1 to 1722 code for a protein of 573 amino acids. Gene Ontology annotation, biological process: transmembrane transport.